Molecule: messenger RNA, 201 nt
Organism: Alternaria arbusti
Lineage: Eukaryota; Fungi; Ascomycota; Dothideomycetes; Pleosporales; Pleosporaceae
Exons: 2
Coding region: 1-201 (66 amino acids)
Source: RefSeq, a predicted model, not a curated record
AUGGAUACGUCUGCCCGUAAUCUGGCUGCCACCUACCACGCGGCAAUCGGUGCUAUGGCAGCUGCAGUGACUGAGGAACAGAAGACUAGCAGUAUCAUGCACAUAGAGACCUACAUCAAAACCCUUGUUUCGCUGGGUAUAUGGGACGACAAAUUGUCUCUCGCUUGUCUAGAGCUCGCUCGACUCCACUUCGGUAAGUAG